Molecule: messenger RNA, 3826 nt
Organism: Hippopotamus amphibius kiboko
Lineage: Eukaryota; Metazoa; Chordata; Mammalia; Artiodactyla; Hippopotamidae
Gene: LLGL2
Product: LLGL scribble cell polarity complex component 2
Exons: 26
Coding region: 379-3534 (1051 amino acids)
Biological process (GO): establishment of spindle orientation; regulation of Notch signaling pathway; regulation of protein secretion
Cellular component (GO): cytoplasm; cortical actin cytoskeleton; plasma membrane
Molecular function (GO): GTPase activator activity; myosin II binding
Source: RefSeq, a predicted model, not a curated record
UGAGCUCCGGGUUCCGCGGGCCCGGCGGGCUCACCCUUUAUGUAAAUAGCGGCGGCUCCGCCCCCUGCUCGCCGAGCCGGAGGUGAGCAGGAAGGAGACGGCCGCCCAGCAGCCCGUGGGCCCGCGGCAGAGCGAGCCGAGCCGGCGGCGGGCGCCGAGGGACGCGGAGGCCUCGGGCGGGGGCCGGCCCGGGGUUCCAGAGAAACUGUGCAAAGUUUGCUCUUGGUUUGCCCGGGCUGGACGGUUCGCGGACGCACCGAGCUUUGGCUGUGGGGAGAACUGACCGUAACCAGGAGAGCUGUGGUGUGGCCCCCUGAGGCUCUCACCUGAGACAGGGGGCUGCGCACAGCACGAUGAGGAGGUUCCUGAGGCCGGGACAUGACCCUGCGAGGGAGAGGCUCAAGCGGGACCUCUUCCAGUUUAACAAGCUGUGAAGAGGCCGAGGGGAUGUGUCUACAGGCCUGUGCCCGCCUGGUUCUCGUUGCAGACGGUGGAGCAUGGCUUCCCGCACCAGCCCAGCGCCCUCGGCUACAGCCCCUCUCUGCGCAUCCUGGCCAUCGGCACCCGCUCGGGAGCCAUCAAGCUGUAUCCUUUCCGGUACCCAGGCUCUCGCUCAGGGAUGCCCUGGAAGAGCCAGGGGCCUUGGCGUUGUGCCAGCUGGUCACCCUGCUGGACGACAACAGCCUGCACCUGUGGAGCCUGAAGGUCAAAGGCGGGCUGUCAGAGCUGCAGGAAGAUAGCAGUUUCACACUGCGUGGCCCCCCAGGGGCUGCCCCCAGUGCCACGCAGAUCACUGUGGUCCUCCCGCAUUCCUGCUGCAAGCUGCUCUACCUGGGCACCGAGAGUGGCAACGUGUUCGUGGUGCAGCUGCCAGCCUUCCGAGCGCUGGAGGACCAGACCAUCAGCUCAGAUGCCGUGCUGCAGCGGUUGCCAGAGGAGGCUCGCCACCGGCGGGUGUUUGAGAUGGUGGAGGCUCUGCAGGAACAUCCUCGCGACCCCAACCAGAUCCUCAUCGGCUACAGCCGGGGCCUCAUCGUCAUCUGGGACCUGCAGGGCAGCCGCGUGCUCUGUCAUUUCCUCAGCAGCCAGCAACUGGAGAACGUCUGCUGGCAGCGGGACGCCCAUCUCAUUGUCAGCUGCCAUUCUGACGGCAGCUACUGCCAGUGGCCCGUGUCCAGCAACACCCCGCAGCCGGAGCCCCUGAGCAGCUGCGUGCCUUACGGUCCUUUUCCUUGCAAAGCUAUUACCAAAAUCUUCUGGCUGACCACGAGGCAGGGGUUGCCCUUCACCAUCUUCCAGGGCGGCAUGCCACGGGCCAGCUAUGGGGACCGCCACUGCAUCUCGGUGGUCCACAACAGCCAGCAGACAGCCUUCGACUUCACCUCCCGCGUCAUUGACUUCACUGUCCUCAUCGAGGCGGACCCUGCGGCUGCCUUCGAUGACCCCUAUGCCCUGGUAGUGCUGGCCGAGGAGGAGCUGGUGGUGAUUGACCUGCAGGCGGCUGGUUGGCCGCCGGUCCAGCCUCCCUACCUGGCCUCCCUGCACUGCUCCGCCAUCACCUGCUCCCACCACGUCUCCAACAUCCCCCUGAAGCUGUGGGAACGCAUCAUCGCUGCCGGCAGCCGGCAGCACACACACUUCUCCACCAUGGAGUGGCCCAUUGACGGUGGCACCAGCCUGGCCCCGGCCCCACCCCAGAGGGACCUGCUGCUCACGGGGCACGAGGAUGGCACCGUGCGGUUCUGGGACGCCUCAGGGGUCUGCUUGCGGCUGCUCUACAAACUCAGCACAGUACGGGUGUUCCUCACCGACACAGACCCCAACGAGAGCCUCAAUGCCCAGGGCGAGGACGAGUGGCCCCCUCUCCGUAAGGUGGGCUCUUUCGACCCCUACAGUGACGAUCCUCGGCUGGGCAUCCAGAAGAUUUUUCUCUGCAAAUACAGCGGCUACCUGGCUGUGGCCGGCACAGCAGGGCAGGUGCUGGUGCUGGAGCUGAAUGACGAGGAGGCAGAGCACGCCGUAGAGCAGGUGGAGGCCGACCUGCUGCAGGACCAGGAGGGCUAUCGCUGGAAGGGGCACGAGCGCCUGUGUGCCCGCCCGGGGCCCGUGCACUUCGAGCCCGGCUUCCAGCCCUUCGUGCUGGUGCAGUGCCAGCCCCCGGCUGUGGUCACCUCCUUGGCCCUGCACUCCGAGUGGCGGCUUGUGGCCUUUGGAACCAGCCAUGGCUUCGGCCUCUUUGACCACCAGCAGCGGCGGCAGAUCUUUGUCAAGUGCACGCUGCACCCCAGUGACCAGCUAGCCUUGGAGGGCCCGCUGUCCCGCGUGAAGUCCCUAAAGAAGUCCCUGCGCCAGUCCUUCCGCCGGAUACGUCGCAGCCGGGUGUCCAGCAGGAAGCGGCAGCCCGCUGUCCCCCCAGGAGAGGGGCCGGAGGGGAGCAGCAGGGCAGAGCGGACCGGCCUGCAGAACAUAGAGCUGGCACCCGUGCAGCGCAAGAUCGAGGCCCGCUCGGCAGAGGACUCCUUCACGGGCUUCGUCCGGACCCUCUACUUCGCUGACACCUACCUGAGGGACAGCUCCCGCCACUGCCCCUCACUGUGGGCUGGCACCAAUGGUGGUACCGUCUACGCCUUUGCCCUGCGUGUGCCCCCCGCCGAGCGGAGAAUGGAUGAGCCGGUGCGGGCGGAGCAGGCCAAGGAGAUCCAGCUGAUGCACCGAGCGCCCGUGGUGGGCAUCCUGGUGCUGGACGGACACAGCGUGCCCCUUCCUGAGCCCCUGGAAGUGGCCCAUGACCUGUCAAAGAGCCCAGACAUGCAGGGAGGCCACCAGCUGCUCGUCGUGUCGGAGGAGCAGUUCAAGGUGUUCACGCUGCCCAAGGUCAGCGCCCGGCUGAAGCUGAAGCUGACGGCCCUGGAGGGCUCACGGGUGCGGCGGGUCAGCGCGGCCCGCUUCGGCAGCUGUCGAGCCGAGGACUACGGGGAGCAUCACCUGGCCGUCCUUACCAACCUGGGCGACGUCCAGGUAGUCUCGCUGCCCCUGCUCAAGCCCCAGGUGCGGUACAGCUGCAUCCGCCGGGAGGACGUCAGCGGCAUCGCCUCCUGCGUCUUCACCAAAUACGGCCAAGGUUUCUACCUGAUCUCACCCUCCGAGUUUGAGCGCUUCUCUCUCUCCACCAAGUGGCUGGUGGAGCCCCGGUGUCUGGUGGAUUCAGCAGAAACGAAGAACCACAGCCGCCCCCGCAACGGAUCAGGUCCUGAGAAGGCCUUGGGACAGGCCAGGAACUCAGGGAGUCCGAGGGAUGGAGAGGAGAGGAGGUCGGGCCCCGUGAUGGAGCACGCUCUGCUCAAUGACGAGAGGGUCCUGAAGGAGAUCCAGAGCACGCUGGAGGGAGACCGAGGUGAUGGCCCUGUCUUCACCUGUGUAGGAGCUGUGGCGACUGGUGUUCUCAGCGAGUGGCGGCGGGGUACAGCCUCAGCAAUGGGGGAGCGGAGUGAGCGGGCCGCACAUGCAGGCUGCAUGAUGAACACACACUACUGAGGGCUCCUCCUCGGGGCACCACCCCCCCCAGAGAAGCCCGUGCCCUGGGCCGUGCAGGGGCUGGGGGCACCCCCAGUGUCCACCCUGCUGCUGCUCCUGGCCUUGGGAGAGGAGGGACCCCAGGCCCCUGGGGCUGUCCCUCCCCGGGGCCUUGACUCUCUCAAUCCUUUUGUCAAUGUUGCACAGUUUUUAACCCCGUUUCCCCCCUUUUUGUAGUGAGCUGGGUUUUAAAUUAUAAAUGUUAACUGCCUCCGGGUGAAAAAGUUUUUAAUAAACACCUUAUUACCUCUUC